Molecule: messenger RNA, 896 nt
Organism: Leptinotarsa decemlineata (Colorado potato beetle)
Lineage: Eukaryota; Metazoa; Arthropoda; Insecta; Coleoptera; Chrysomelidae
Product: inactive dipeptidyl peptidase 10
Biological process (GO): proteolysis
Cellular component (GO): plasma membrane
Molecular function (GO): serine-type peptidase activity
Source: RefSeq, a predicted model, not a curated record
CAACUAACGAUUCAAUGAUCAAAAACAGCCUGUGGCUAGACUAUCCCUGUGACUACAACAAUGUGAUAUUCAGCAAAUUUUAUAAGUAUUAUAUUCAAGAAUGUUUGGGACCAGAAAUUCCAAUUGUAUUUCUUGUAAAAACGUCGUCCAAUACUAGAAGAGUGAUUUUAGAUACUAGUUAUAAACUCAGAAAGAGAGUUAGGAAGUUUUCAUUGCCUACAAUGAAAUCUUUCUCGGUGGAAAUUGAGUAUGGUUUUAGAGCACAAGUGCGACUGUUUCUUCCAGCCAUUUUGAGAGAAUACGAAGAAGUGACUUUUCCACUUAUCCUUCUUGUCGAUGCCGCCCCCUCUUCUCAAAGCGUCUCCUCCAGAUGGGAGAAAUCGUGGUCAUGGUACUUGUCAAGCACAAGAAACUACAUCGUGGCCCAAAUUGAUGCCAGAGGAUCUGGAUUUCAAGGAGUCAAAAUGAGAAGAGAAAUACAACGUAGGAUAGGGUCGAUCGAGGUACAGGACCAGUUGGCAGUAUUGACGUAUUUGAAAGAUACAUUCAAGUAUAUUGACAAAUCUAAAAUCUGUACAGCAGGAAAAGGUUAUGGAGGUUAUGUUUCGGCGAUGAUGCUUCUUCAAGAUUUCCAUCAAGUCAUCAACUGCUCAGUGAGCAUAUCGCCUAUAACGAACUGGAGAUAUUUCAAUUCCUACUUUGCUGAAAAAUAUCUGGGCUUCCCUUCAAAACACCUCCAAGAAUAUGAAAAUGCUGAUUUAACAUCAAAAGCAGUUAAUUUAAAUAAUCGACAUUUUUUGUUGAUUCACGGAACGGCUGACACGGAAGUAAUACAACAACAUACUUCACUGUUGACAAAGGCAUUGAUAGAUCAAGAUAUUCUCUUCCAACAACUG